Molecule: messenger RNA, 1461 nt
Organism: Penicillium riverlandense
Lineage: Eukaryota; Fungi; Ascomycota; Eurotiomycetes; Eurotiales; Aspergillaceae
Product: DUF1254-domain-containing protein
Exons: 5
Coding region: 1-1461 (486 amino acids)
Source: RefSeq, a predicted model, not a curated record
AUGAAGCUGCAGCAAUUGCUCGCUGCCACUGUCUGUGGGGUAUCCACCUGUGCCUCGGCAGGUGUGGACGAAGCCACGCAGUUUACUCUGACCUAUGGAUACCCGCUCCUCCCACUCGUCCACUUCGCCGUCCCCAUUCUCGAAGAGGUAAAGGGCACCAAUCGCUUCAAACAUAUGAGAGAACUAGCCACAUCAGCCUUCCACGACGUUGUGCGCCCCAAUGUGGACACUUUAUACUCGACUGCUGUUAUUGAUCUAUCGCACCAUGACGUGCUUGUUGACGUCCCCGUCGUCGAGGAUCGGUACUGGGUGUUUCCUUUCUACGAUGCGUAUGCCAACAACUACGCCAAUAUCGGCAGCGUGACGAACAGCACAGCUGGCACGUAUAUCUUGCGGUAUAACGCAGACCAUGACCACAAGCCCGGUGUCCAGCUCUGCGGCGAGAAAGAGAAAGGUUCUCGGGUGAAGUGCGACAGGCACAUCCAGGGCUAUGUCAACGCCCCAACACCAUACGGCAUCAUCGUCACCCGGUACGCCGUCAAAGAAGGCACCCCGGCAGACCUGGCGCAGCUCCAUGCUCUGCAGAACCAGUCCCAUCUCCACGCUGUCGAGAAGAAGAUCAAACAACCCACCGCACCACCUCUAACGAUCUCCAUGCUCAACUCCUCCCUAUCCUCCGACCCAGCAACCAAGCUCAUGCAACUAACAGCCCGCAUCGCACCGCACAAUCCUCCGCGCGACAUCUCAGACCGAGCCCGGGUAAACCGCAUGCUGAAAGAAGCCGGCGUCCACCCAGACGGAAGCUAUCAGCCACCUCACGGCGUCAACCUGACAGCCGCGUACACCGCCUCUCAGAAGGAGAUACUCACUGCAGUAACUCUACCCCAGAACCACAUCACCAUCAACCACGGCUGGAACAGUCUGGCACCCUCGGCGCAGGGUGACUAUGGCACGAACUAUGCAAUGCGCGCAUUUGUAGCUUACAGCGGGUACCUUGGCCUCGACGCAUCGCAAGCUCUAUACCCAUCCUACAACGCAGGCACAAAUAGCACGACCCUACAUCUAGCCCCGAAACAGGCGUACAUCUUCACCUUUGCUAGCAAGCCGCCGCUGGACAAGACCGGGUUCUGGAGUCUGACGGCCUACGACGCGGAACAGUAUCUCGUUCCCAAUCCGCUGGGUCGGUAUGCCCUGAACAAGCAGGGGAAUAUCACUUACGCCGAUGGAUCGCGCGUUUAUGGUGACGCAAGUGCCUCAUCCCGUGAAGAUGGCAGUUUCCAGCUGCUCGUCCAGCCGGCGGAUGUGACGCCUCCGAAGAAUUGGACGGCGAAUUGGCUCCCGGCUCCGAAGGGCGGAGGGGACUUGUAUCUCAUGCUCCGGUUCUAUGCUCCGACAGAAGGCCUGCGCAAUGGUUCGUGGAGUUAUCCGGUGGUGCAGAAGGGGAAUGCGAUAGAGGCAUGA